UUGGAAAAUUUAAAUUUACUGAUGAGAAUAUAUUCCUUAUUGUUUUUCUUUCAGGUGACAUAGACAAACCCUUUCCUCCAUGGCAUGCUACAAGGGUUUUCCUCAGCUUCUUUCUGUUCUAUACCUUUUUGAUCAUCCAAUUGGUAUCUGGAAACUUCUACGCAUCAUUUACUUCUCCAGGAAGAGAAACCCCCAUGACGACCCCGAGUGACCUCAUCAAACCAAUGGAACGUGAAGAACUCAAUUUGCUAUUGGUUCGUGGAAGUGCCACGGAGACCUUAAUUGAGUCGGCGACUCAAGGAAUACAGGGAAGAAUUGCGCAGCUGCUCAGAACCCAAGUGUUUGCUGAAGAUGUGGCGACUUUCGAAGAUGGACUGUUGUUGGUGAAGAAAUCCAGAGGCCUAUCGCCUAUGAAUGUUUUCAUCGGCACACAAACUAACCUGAGAUAUUUUCUGGAGCAGUCGAAGAUCAUGAACAAAGGUCGACCGGCGUUUUACAUGUCUCCAAAGUGUUUUUACACUCAAUAUAAAUCGAUUCCGAUGAGAAAUGGAGCCCCGUAUGCUGAUGCCAUGAAUCUCAAGUAA
Molecule: messenger RNA, 584 nt
Organism: Notodromas monacha
Lineage: Eukaryota; Metazoa; Arthropoda; Ostracoda; Podocopida; Cyprididae
Source: the annotation of a GenBank genome assembly